AAGCAGUUGGGCAUAACUGGAGGAUCCGUGUUCAGAGAGAACACAGUAGACAGCAGUCCAUUCAGAGGGAUAAUAAGCCCAGAUGAGCAUCUGUGCGGAGAAAUUCUCCAGGAAAAAUAUGCAGAAGAUCUUGGGGGAGAACUCCCUCGGCUCAGAUGUCCAGCGCCAGCAGUUCUGGUGUUUCCGCUACCAGGAGGCUGAGGGGCCCCGGGAGGCUUGCAGCCGACUCCACCUUCUUUGCCAUGAGUGGCUGAAGCCGGAGCAACACACAAAGAACCGGAUCCUGGACCUGGUGAUCCUGGAGCAGUUCCUGGCUGUCCUGCCCCCAGAGAUGGAGAGCUGGGUGAGGGAGUGUGGAGCAGAGACCAGUUCCCAGGCGGCGGCCCUGGCCGAAGGUUUCCUCCUGAGCCGGGCAGAGGAUGAGAAGCAGGAAGAGCAGGAGGAAAAGUCUGUCUAUGCAGAAAUAAGAAAUGAUUUCCUCGAGGAAGAGAGGACUCCAUGGGACACCAGGCAGAGGGAGCUGGGUGCUGGGAUGAUGUCAGCCAGACCUACACAAGCAUCUCCCCUUUCUGGUGGAGGAGAAGUGGUUGCUAUCGCCCCAGAUCAGGAUCCAGUGUCUUGGGAGGAUGUGGCUGUGCAGUUCACGGAAGAGGAGUGGGCUUUGCUGUCUCCUGACCAGAGAGCUCUGCAUAGCGAAGUCAUGGGGAAGAUUUGUUUGACUCUGUCCUGUCUUGGUACGGCCAAGAAAAGACUUACUGCCCACCAAAGAAUUCACACUGGGGAGAAACCAUACAAGUGCUUAGAAUGUGGAAAGAGCUUCUGCUGGAAACACCAACUCACUUCUCAUCAAAGAAUUCACACCAGGGAGAAACCAUACAAGCGCUUAGAAUGUGGAAAGAGCUUCAGUCAGAAGAGAAAUCUGACUUCCCAUCAAAGAAUUCACACUGGGGAGAAACCAUAUAAAUGCUUAGAAUGUGGAAAGAGCUUCAGUUGGAAAUCCCAACUCACUUCCCAUCAAAGAAUUCACUCUGGGGAGAAACCAUACAAGUGCUUAGAAUGUGGAAAGAGCUUCAGUCAGAAGAGAAAUCUGACUUCCCAUCAAAGAAUUCACACUGGGGAGAAACCAUAUAAAUGCUUAGAAUGUGGAAAGAGCUUCUGCUGGAAACAUCAACUCACUUACCAUCAAAGAAUUCACUCUGGGGAGAAACCAUACAAGUGCUUAGAAUGUGGAAAGAGCUUCAGUCAGAAGAGAAAUCUGACUUCCCAUCAAAGAAUUCACACUGGGGAGAAACCAUACAAGUGCUUAGAAUGUGGAAAGAGCUUCAGCAGGAAAACCAUACUCACUUCUCAUCAAAGAAUUCACACUGGGGAGAAACCAUACAAGUGCUUAGAAUGUGGAAAGAGCUUCAGCAGGAAACACCAACUCACUUCCCAUCAAAGAAUUCACACUGGGGAGAAACCAUUUAAGUGCUUAGAAUGUGGAAAGAGCUUCAGCUGGAAAUACCAACUCACUUCCCAUCAAAGAAUUCCCAGACCUCCAGCUGCAGCAGGCUCAACCAGCUGCCACUUUAAAUAA
Messenger RNA from Rhineura floridana, 1576 nucleotides. RefSeq names its product zinc finger protein with KRAB and SCAN domains 8-like. The record is from RefSeq and is a predicted model, not a curated record. Gene Ontology annotation, molecular function: RNA polymerase II cis-regulatory region sequence-specific DNA binding; DNA-binding transcription factor activity. Gene Ontology annotation, biological process: regulation of transcription by RNA polymerase II. The coding region runs from base 83 to 1576 and encodes 497 amino acids. NCBI's taxonomy places the organism in Eukaryota, Metazoa, Chordata, Lepidosauria, Squamata, Rhineuridae. The transcript has 5 exons.